This is a messenger RNA of Peromyscus californicus insignis, 3649 nucleotides long. It is a transcript of the gene Smyd3, whose product is annotated as SET and MYND domain containing 3. The transcript is spliced from 12 exons. The coding region runs from base 82 to 1368 and encodes 428 amino acids. NCBI's taxonomy places the organism in Eukaryota, Metazoa, Chordata, Mammalia, Rodentia, Cricetidae. Gene Ontology annotation, cellular component: nucleus. The record is from RefSeq and is a predicted model, not a curated record. Gene Ontology annotation, molecular function: histone H4 methyltransferase activity; protein binding.
AGGACGCAGGCGCGCAGUCAGAAAACACGAGUCUGGAGCUGAGGGACGCCGUGCGGGUCUGAGGUGCAGAUCUGUGGAAGGAUGGAGCCACUGAAGGUGGAAAAGUUCAAGACCGCCGACCGGGGAAAUGGGCUGCGUGCUGUGGUCUCACUACGCCCCGGGGAGCUGCUCUUCCGCUCUGACCCUUUGGCGUACACUGUGUGCAAGGGGAGUCGUGGCGUAGUCUGCGAUCGCUGUCUCCUGGGGAAGGAAAAGCUGAUGCGGUGUUCUCAGUGCCGAAUCGCCAAAUACUGCAGUGCCAAGUGUCAGAAAAAAGCUUGGCCUGACCACAAGCGAGAAUGCAAAUGUCUUAAAAGCUGCAAGCCCAGGUAUCCCCCUGACUCCGUGAGACUUCUGGGCAGAGCCGUCGUCAAGCUUAUGGAUGAAAAACCCUCAGAGUCAGAGAAACUUUACUCGUUUUAUGAUCUGGAGUCCAAUAUUAACAAACUCACUGAAGAUAAGAAGGAGGGCCUGAGGCAACUUGCAAUGACCUUUCAGCAUUUCAUGAGAGAAGAGAUACAGGAUGCUUCUCAACUGCCGCCUUCUUUUGACCUUUUUGAAGCCUUUGCAAAAGUGAUCUGCAACUCAUUCACCAUCUGCAAUGCGGAGAUGCAGGAGGUUGGCGUUGGCCUGUACCCCAGUAUGUCUUUGCUGAAUCACAGCUGUGACCCCAACUGCUCAAUUGUGUUCAACGGGCCCCACCUCUUACUGCGUGCAGUGCGGGAAAUCGAGGCAGGAGAGGAGCUCACCAUCUGCUACCUGGACAUGUUGAUGACCAGCGAGGAACGCCAGAAGCAGCUGAGGGACCAGUACUGCUUUGAGUGCGACUGUAUCCGAUGCCAAACCCAGGACAAGGAUGCUGAUAUGCUAACGGGUGAUGAGCAAAUAUGGAAGGAGGUUCAAGAAUCACUGAAACAAAUUGAAGAGCUGAAGGCACACUGGAAGUGGGAGCAGGUUCUGGGCCUGUGCCAGGCGAUCAUAAGCAGCAACUCUGAACGGCUUCCCGACAUCAACAUCUACCAGCUGAAGGUGCUCGACUGUGCCAUGGAUGCCUGCAUCAACCUGGGAAUGCUGGAGGAGGCCCUGUUCUACGCCAUGCGCACCAUGGAGCCCUACCGGAUCUUUUUCCCUGGAAGCCAUCCCGUUAGAGGUGUGCAAGUAAUGAAAGUUGGCAAGCUGCAGCUACAUCAAGGCAUGUUUCCUCAAGCCAUGAAGAAUCUGAGGCUGGCCUUCGACAUUAUGAAAGUGACCCAUGGCCGAGAGCACAGCCUGAUUGAAGAUUUAAUUCUUCUCUUGGAAGAAUGUGAUGCCAACAUCAGAGCCUCCUAAGGACAGCCAGAGGGACAGGGGAGGUGGCGCACCCUCAUUGAACGCCUUACUGAGGUCACACACUCUGUGAUACCUGCUGUGUGACCCUCCUGUAGAAAAUGCCAUUCUGUGUUUGUGUGGGUAGAUGUGUUUCCGUGGUGUGUUGUGAGAAGAUCUAUUCAUGGUAGAGCAGAACCAUUACAAUAAAUGCGAAAGAUGAGUUGAAAAUGCCAUCUGGCAGCUUGGCUUUGCCUGCUCAUAGGUGAUUUGGUAGUUAAGAUCUCAGUAUUGGAAAUAGGAACUUAUCAAAACUAGGAUGGAAGGCUGGGUGGUGGCGCACACCUUUAAUCCCAGCACUUGAGAGGCAGAGGCAGGUGGAUCUCUGAGUUCAAGGCCAGUUGGGUCUACAUAGUGAAUUCUAGGACAGCCAGGGCUAUGUGGCGAGACCCUGUCUCAAAAACAAAAGAAAUCAAAAAUAGGAUGGAAUAAAUUAAAACUUCCUUUUUGGAUGUAUAUAGAGGUAAUGGAUUAAAAUAAUCAUUUUCACAUGUACUCUAAACACAAGUGUACGUCCAUUUUAUCAAGAAGCAGAUUUUUCAUUGUUGUUCUUUUUAUUUUUAUUGACAUGUACUUAAUAAUGUGAUUAGCUGUGAUAUUUCGGUGUUUGAAUACACGUGUCCAGCAUAUACCUAUUAAAGGACAAAUCUGGCCUCCCUUUUAUUUCCUGCCUCUUCAGUUCCCCGUUUCUCACAAUCACCCAUCCUAACUCUCACACACAAGGGAGAAAGUAUCACACUUGUCUCUGUCCCUGGCUUAUUUUACUUCCUAUCAUUUUUUUCAGUUCUAUCCAUUCUGCUACAGAUGACAGAAUUUCACUCAUCUUUACGGCUGAGUAAUAUUCCGCUAUUUAUAUGUAUUUUGUUUUUCUUCGUGCAUGUCGGUGAGGACCUAAGGUGAUUACAGCCUCAGCUGUUAUGAAUAGCUUCACGGUAGACAUGGACAGACAACCAUGUCUGGGGUUUACAGAUUUAAUUGCCUUUUGACAUAUACCAGGAAGUGGGAUGGCUGGAUCCCACGGUGGUCCUAUUUUCCCUUCUUAGAUGGCCCUCCAUACUGGCAUUCUGACUAAGGUUCCCACCGACAGUGUAUGAGUUCCUUUUCUCCAUGUUCACGCCAGCAUUUGUCACCUGGGGGUAUGCUUGCCCAGUCAUUGACUAUAACAGCGUAUAACUGCAUACGUGAUAUUUCGUUGUAGUUUCAGUUUCCCUGAUGACUGAUGAUAUUGAUCGUGUAUUUGUGACCGAUCAAAGCAGUUGCUCAUUUUGUAAUCAGAAUCUUGCUUUUUGAAUCCCUUACAUAUUGUAAAUACACUAUGUAUUAUGAUAUAAAUCCUUCAUUGGGAGGAUAGUUGGCAAACAGUUCUCUCAUUCUAUAGCUUGGCUUUUCCUCCAUUGUUUUGUGUGCUGUGCAGAACUUCACUGUCAUCGUUUGUCUGUCUCUGGGUUUGUUUCCUCUGCUUUUAUAAUAAAAAAUAAUGGCCUAGUCCAGCAUCUCUGAUAGCCGUUACCCUUACUGACAUGUCUCCAUGCAUGUUUCCAGUUCAAAUCUUGCAUUUGGUCUUUGAUCCACCAUGAGCUGCGUAUUUGUGCAGAAUGAAAGAUAAAAGUUCGGUUUCCAUCUCUUGCAUGUGGGUGUCUGCUUUUCCUGCACACCUUGUUGAAGAGGCCAGCCAUACAGCCUGCAUAGUUUGGGAGCCUUUGUCAAGAAUGAGCUGGUCCUCGGUGUGCGAGCCGACCCCUGGGCUCUCUGUCCUGCUCCACUGGUCUGUGUGUCUCUUAUUACUCUAUAACCACACUGCUUCUGCCAUCAUGGCUCUGUAGUACAUCUUGAAAUGAGGCCCCCGAUGCCUCCAGCCUCAUUCUUUUUGUAGAAGGUUGUUUUAUCUGUUCUGAGUCUUUGGUGAAGAAGCAGAAUUUUUGAGACGUUGUCUUUACUCCUCUGUGAUCAAUAACUAAGUACUUUUUUUUCUUUCUGAAUACCUCUCCAACCCAGGAAUCCUUAUCUCAAAGCCUAGGACUAGGUCAUUUCAGACAUUACUAGAAAAGGAUGUAAGUCUCACACAAAAAGAAAAGGAUACUGACUUAGCUCUUUGUGUAAAUCUUAUGAGCAUUUUGUAAUUCUUCGUGUAUGUUAUUAUUUUCUUAAACUUCUUUUUUUCUGUAAUUGCUUGAAUCUGUGGUUUGGUGUGUUACUGAGCAGAGCAGAAAGCUCUCUUGUCCUACAGUAAACUGUUCUCACCCUA